Molecule: messenger RNA, 897 nt
Organism: Trichomonas vaginalis G3
Lineage: Eukaryota; Parabasalia; Trichomonadida; Trichomonadidae
Product: cysteine S-palmitoyltransferase protein
Exons: 1
Coding region: 1-897 (298 amino acids)
Biological process (GO): peptidyl-L-cysteine S-palmitoylation; protein targeting to membrane
Cellular component (GO): endoplasmic reticulum; Golgi apparatus
Molecular function (GO): protein-cysteine S-palmitoyltransferase activity
Source: RefSeq, a predicted model, not a curated record
AUGCAAAUAGUUGUGCUAAUUGUUUAUGGACUAAUUGAUGCUUCAUAUAUUUUUCAUGAAUUCGUAUUAUGGCAUUGGAUAUAUGCUCCUCUUCGCCCAUUAGGGUGCAAUAUUACAUUCUUUGGAAUUCAAUUUUUCCUGUUCAUAUAUACUUGUAUUUCUUAUUUGGCAGCUGCAUUAACUGAUCCAGGUAUCCUUACAGACGAAAGAUUGGCUGAAAUUAAAAAUAAAAAAGGUUACAAACAAGAACUCGAUGAAUUUGGUGAAUUAUGUUUUUGCUAUAAAUGCAAAAAAGAAAGACCAUUAAGAUGCCAUCACAAUACAGGUUGUGAUAAAUGCAUUCUAGUAUAUGAACAUUAUUGCCCAUUCAUUCAGAAUCAAGUUGGCUCUAGAAAUUUCAAGAUCUUUAUUUUAUUUAUGUUAGUCAUAAUUCUUUGGUCAUUAUCUGUUAUACCAAUAUAUGUACAAGCUUUUAAUAUUAUCGGAAUUAAUGAAACUUUUAUAUUUUCAUUGAUAUUUAGUUUAAUUAUAAUAAUAAGUUUUGGAUAUUUCGCCAUUCCAAUGUUUUAUGAGCAAAUAACACUUGCAAUGAAAAAUAUGACGUCAAUAGAAAAGCUUAUAUUUGAAAAGGUAAAAAGAAAACAUCAAAAUUAUCAGCAUAGAUUUGAUUUAGGCUCAUUUUAUAAAAAUCUACAAUGUAGACUAGGUGAAAAUCCAUGGCUUUGGUUAAUUCCAGUUCCGAACACAAAAAUAACAGGAAUUUUUGAACAAAAUCCAAAUUAUAUUUCAAGUGUGGAAUUGGAUAUGCAAGAUGAUGCUAAUGAUAUCAAUUCUAGUCCUCAUGAUAGACUGAGCGCAUAUAUUAGAUCAAUUAAGCAAGAUAAUGACGAAAAAUAG